AUGUUAACACCAUAAUUCUCAUAUGACUCUAAUACCAACUUUUUUAUGGAUGACCACUAUGCUUAGCAAUUACAAUCAACUAUAAUCAUGAAUUAUUAAUUGCAGGUGAGUAUGCUUAAAUUAAAUUAUUCCAGUUAAAAGUUGGUGAAUUGAGAUUAUUGAAAAUUCUUAUUAACUCUUUGAUAUGGCUACUCUUAAUUAGAUUAAGACAAAACCAAAUUUUAUGUCUGGUUCAUUCUGAUAGUGUGUACGUUAUCUAGUUAUUUACCUUAGUGAAAAUCUUAUAAUUUGUGGUUCAAAUUUCAUCGAAUUUAGGUCUUCAACUACUGAAAUUCAAAAGCACUAAUAAUGGAUUUAAUUUUAAAUUAUAAGCCUUGAAAAUUCAGUUUAUCUUGGAUUAUCAUUGA
This is a messenger RNA of Paramecium pentaurelia, 407 nucleotides long. The record is from the annotation of a GenBank genome assembly. NCBI's taxonomy places the organism in Eukaryota, Ciliophora, Oligohymenophorea, Peniculida, Parameciidae.